UGCUACAGAUUUUUAGGUUGCUUACAUGUGUUGUUUAAUGUUUAGUUACAUUUAGGUUUUAAAGCAACAACAAAGCUUUCAUAUUCUUAAAUUAAAAGGUUAAGAACGAUUCAUUGGUUGCUUUAAUAUAACCAAGACAAGCAGAAUGGCAUCUGGAAUUGAUUCUGAGGCAAAGGUUCUGUCGAUUUUGGAUAAUAUUAAAAGUCAAGGAGCCAAAGAAGAGACAUCUGAUGAUAAAAAAAAAUGCACCAAAAACAUAAUUUCUAAAAAAAAGACAGAAGCUAAUGUGAUGCGCGGUAUUCCAAAAUCGGGUAGAUUUUGGAAAUCUAAAAAAGAAAGGUUUAAUACAAUAGUGAAGACUAAAGGAAUCAGAUUAAAUUUUGAAAAGAAAACAGCAUUGAGAAUUGAAUUACAGAAAACAAAAGAGCUAUCUAGGCAAAUCAUUGCAGAAGUCAAUGAAAAAGAACAGGCUAAAAAAGAACGAAGACGUGAGAAUAUAAGACGUACACUAGAAAAUAAGAAGAAAUCUGAAGUUGUUCAAGUCAUAUCAAACACAAAGAAACUGAAGAGAAUGAAGAAAAAACAGCUUAGGUUUAUUGAGAAACGUGACACUACCAAAACUGUUGCAACGAAUAAAUCUGAAUAAAUGAAUAGUUUGCAUUUUA
Pieris rapae (cabbage white) is the source of this 665-nucleotide messenger RNA. RefSeq names its product coiled-coil domain-containing protein 86. The transcript is spliced from 3 exons. NCBI's taxonomy places the organism in Eukaryota, Metazoa, Arthropoda, Insecta, Lepidoptera, Pieridae. Bases 146 to 646 code for a protein of 166 amino acids. The record is from RefSeq and is a predicted model, not a curated record. Gene Ontology annotation, cellular component: nucleolus.